AUGUCAACGACACCGAGGAGAUCAACCCCGACAGUCUUCGAGCAGCAGCGAGCGGAGCUGGUUCGGGAAAUCGCAGUGGUAAGCAAUUCGGCGCUGGACAAGACACAAAAGUCACUGCAUCAUGCAACUGUUCAAGGUAUGGAGCAAGUACUUCAAAACAUCAACCGAUUGAACCGCAACCUGGAAAGUAUCAUUGCUGUCGGCAAUGAGUUCAGUUCCGUCGAAGCUCUCUGGUCACAAUUUGAGAACUUCAUGGACCGCUCUGAAGAUAAUGAGCAGAAAGGGACGAGACAGGGUGAAGGGCAACAUGAUGGAGAGGAAGGAAGGGAUGGUCAUGAUCAAAGUUUCAACGAGGGAAAAUCAAGAAGUCACUAG
Messenger RNA from Aspergillus fumigatus Af293, 375 nucleotides. RefSeq names its product DASH complex subunit DAD1. The record is from RefSeq and is a predicted model, not a curated record. NCBI's taxonomy places the organism in Eukaryota, Fungi, Ascomycota, Eurotiomycetes, Eurotiales, Aspergillaceae. The coding region runs from base 1 to 375 and encodes 124 amino acids. The transcript has 3 exons. Gene Ontology annotation, cellular component: spindle microtubule; DASH complex; mitotic spindle.